Molecule: messenger RNA, 1787 nt
Organism: Pseudo-nitzschia multistriata
Lineage: Eukaryota; Bacillariophyta; Bacillariophyceae; Bacillariales; Bacillariaceae
Source: the annotation of a GenBank genome assembly
CGAUCAAGAUGUUACAACUAAGUCCUGGGAUCCGAAACGUGAGUCGUCGAUACCCAUUUCACUAUCACUGGCACGAACGCAAGGCCGGUCCGAAGAUACCGUACUUAAAUUUUGGUGACUCUCCUCACAUCAAAAACAAAUGCAUUCCAACCGUUGAAACAUUUCCGAAAACAAAUCGAAGCUCACAAUUCCGAAAAGGAAGCACAAAAUCUGUACACGUAACUAUCGACGAUAUAUUUUACGACAAUUGCUUGAUCCCUGAACCACCACCAUGCCAAGGACUCGAGAUUCACUGGACAUCAACUAUGGGGAUGAUGGCACCUACGAUUCCUCUAAUUCUGACUCCUAUUCCGAGUCUCAAUCCGACGACACCGGUUCCGGGUCGUCGUGCUCCGGCAGUGACUACGAUUCUUAUGACGUUAGGCACGGUGAAGUGAGAUCCACGACUUCCUUGGAAGAAGGGGAACAAAUGGAAAUCGUCUUUGGAGGAAACAGCAGCAGAGCAGAGAGAAAGGGGGACGAUGGAUACGAUGGCUACGACGCUCGAAGCGGAAAAUCUUCCAAGAAAAGCAUGAGGAGCAUGCGCACCAUCACCUGGAAACAACGAAUACUGCGACAGAAGAAGCUUGCGAUCGGCAUCGGUGCCGCCGUCCUCCUGGUGCUGAUCCUGAUCAUUGCGCUUCCGGUUUCAUUGAGCAAGAAGUCCAAGGAUUCCGCGAAGGCGGCAGCUCCAGCUCCCCCAAAGAAAGAUAUUUUUGCGGACUUUGCGGGUGAGCCCAUCGACGACGCAGGUUCCAGCGACAACUCCGGCAAAACCAAUACCUCCGAGUUCACGGUCGAAGUCACGAUGGAGCCCGAAAACGGUUUCCUCUUCGACACGAUAGGCGACGACGGGAUCUACAACGACACCAUCGCGCCCACACACAAGGGUACCACCUUUUGGUGGGAAACGGGUGGAGGCCAGGAUUCGUUCGAAGACGACUACUGGGGAGCGACCGGAACGGCAACAUGGGGGCCCUCGUCUACCUUUUACCCCACCGAGUUUUGGUGGGAAACCGGCAACUCGGGAAGUGAUCGGGAAGAAGGUACCGGCGAACCCACCGUCACCGCCGUUAACACCACCAAUGCGCCAACGACCGGCAGCCCAACGGGCAGCCCCACGGGUAGUCCCACCGAGAGUCCCACCGAAAGUCCUACGGAGAGUCCCACCACCAAAUCCCCCACCGUCUCUCCCACAACGAAGGAUCUCUUUGCGGACUUCAAGGAAUCGGAAGUAACCGAAACCCCCGCCCCAACGGAGAGCCCGACCAAGAUUCCGACCGAGAGGCCGGUCGCGGUCCCCAUCAUUCCCCCGAGGGCGACCCAGCCCCCGUCCACCCCGGCCCCCACGAGGAUCACCGAGGCCCCCAGCGCCUCUCCGAGCUGGGAACCCUGGCCGACAGCAGAAUCCACCAGCUGGCCGACCUGGGCGCCCACGACGUGGCAGCCCACCGGAUCGCACCUCCCGACGAUCCUCAUAGACUACCCGUUUUAUUUCCCCCACAUGGCGGCGCAGAACCAGGAGCAGAACGAAGCUACGGUUGCCGAGGGACGGUCCGAGGUCGAGCUCGACGGAGAAGGAAACGUGAUGGUGCGCACCCACCACUUCUUUGGACGGAAGUAACCGAAACUCCCAUCCGGCCACUCGCCCAACCCCGACCUCGUUUGUUGGUAUCCGAUGCUGUACCACUAGCCAAUCUUUAUGAAUCGUAGAUAAAUGUGAACAUGAAUAAUUUAAGCCUAAUCAC